UAAUGUCAACUUUACGUCAUUUGCGGCGUCCAAUAGCAUCUAAAUGUUAAACGUUCGUUUGUAUUUGAUUGGAGAGCUCGGUGCUGCGUUAACGUAAACGGAGAUUAGUUAAUGCAAGUCUUGAAUCCUUUACAGUCUGAUUCUCACAUCGAUAAAUAGUCUCUUAUCUGUAGUAUGUGUUGAUUUUCCAGUCGUAAACAGUCAUGGUAGAGCCAACAGCACACUCAUUUCCAUCCCUGAAAGAGGAGCUGGAAUACUGGAAAGAACAAGCACAAAAACACCAGCAAAGGGCGGACGAGGCUCAGGAAGAGCUGCAGGAAUUCCAGCAGAUGAGUCGAGACUAUGAGGCAGAGCUGGAAACGGAGUUAAAGCAGUGUGAAGGUCGGAACAAAGAACUGCUGCUGGAUAACAACAGACUCCGUAUGGAACUAGAAAGCAUAAAGGAGAAAUUCGAGGCGCAGCAUUCAGAGGCCUUCAGGCACAUCUCAACACUGGAGGACGAUCUGGCCGAGACCAAGGCGGUCAGAGAUCAUCUGCAGAAGUACAUCAGGGAGCUAGAACAGUCCAAUGAUGACCUAGAGAGGACUAAAAGGGCUACCAUCAUGUCUCUGGAGGACUUCGAGCAGCGGAUGAACCAGGUCAUCGAGAGGAACGCUUUUCUGGAAAGCGAGCUGGACGAGAAGGAGAACCUGCUGGAGUCCGUUCAGAGACUUAAGGAUGAAGCCAGAGACCUCCGCCAGGAGCUGGCCGUCCGUCAGAAGGAGAGACGGCCGUCCAGCAGCCUGGGCAAAGACUCAGACCGUUCGGAGAUGCUGUGCUCCUCUCCGCCCAAUCCGUCCAUCCCCAUCACGCCCUCCAAACCCGUGGGCUCGUACAUGACGCCUCCUGCCUCCAGCAUCCGCAGGGGAGACGGUCUAACGGGAACCCCUCUGACUACAUCUGCUAGAAUAUCUGCACUGAACAUUGUCGGAGAGCUGCUGAGAAAAGUUGGGAAUUUGGAGUCGAAGCUUGCGUCGUGUCGAGACUUUGUCUACGAGACGUCCUCCAACAGACCGGCGCUCCCCGCCGGGCCCUGCAGCCCUUCAGGUUUAGACGCAGGUCCUGAGGUCCAGGCCAGCAGCUUCAGCCCUCCUCCUCAGUACGACAGUCUGGUGAAGCGGUUAGAGUUCGGACCGGCUCCUCCCAGAGUGGUAUCCCACAGUCCCCAGUCUCCGCAGGGAGGGGUGAAGAUUCUGCUGUAAGAUGGUCCUACAGAAGCCGGUACUCUGAGCUCAGCUUGUCUGCCCUAGUUGAACAGAGAGAGCGCCGUUCUUGGAUCAGGAGAAAGCAGAGUGACUCCGCCCAUCAGCGCAUGGACUCCUGCUGCCUUAGGCUCAACAUAUAACCACAGAAAGCUGCUCCAUGUUCUUAAUGAGCCCACCGCUCAUCUCUUCCACUCUUAUCUACGCUGCCUUCUGUGUCGACACUUUCUGUGACGGAUCAAAGCACACCCGACUCUGACUUGGUAAAGCCGCUGCGCCUGCCUAUCGAUCGCGACCUACACGGGGGCAGGGGGGCGAAGAGCGACCGCGACUACAGGGAGAUGAGCCUGGUACAGGGACCAAGAACCUGAACUUGGGUUUUAGCUAACGUGUUUCUGACCAAACUGAAGCUGUGAUUAAACAUAAAUGGAUAUAAAUCCAUUGGGUUGGGUUUUUAUUUUUUGAAAAAAAAUAAGUUAAAAUAUCUAUCCUUAAUACUUAAUCUGGUUUAUUCCAACCUGCUUCCAUUUCAUACCCAUAAAACCAUUACUGUACCUUUUUUUAUUGAAUUAAAUAUAAGUAAAUGCUCAAAUGACACUUUUUUUUCUGAAGACCUUAGAUUUGCACCCUCUUUCUAUUGAUUUGUGAUCAUAAAUCAGUGGAAUCAAUAAAAGCCCCAGAGUAACCUCCUUCCAGUACAUUAAUUAUUAUUCACACAACCACAUUUCCUUUCAGCAGACGACGGCUAAUUACCGGUAAUUUAUUGUGAAUAACCAAAAAAUAUGAAAUGGUAAGGGUAGCAGCAUUUGAACUAUGAUAGAAUAAUUUUAUUUUGAUGCAUUUCUUUUAAAUUUUGUCUGUCACCAUUUUCAGUAAAACAUAAGGCAAUAAUUGAGAGGACGUAUGUCGUUCUCACGGGCAACAAUACCAGAUUCAUGAUAUUGACACAAGACUUGAUAGUGUAAUAUAAAUAUAUAUAUUUCCUACAGCUGUGUAUAUUUUUUGGCUGGAAAUUUUUCCUAAGAGAAAUUAUUUUUUCUUUUAAACUAGGGAUGCGGUACGCGGCUCCUUUCAGACAGCUGGUUGGCAGUGUGCAGCAGCAGCACUUCGUACACUUAAAAAAAACAACCUUUUAACCCUUUUAUUGCCCAGAUUUAUUUGCAAAUGUAUAAAGGCACAAAUUGUUUUUUUUUCUUAAUUAGCAUAAUUUGGUAGAAUUUGUUAAAGUGGCUUCAGUGAGUGUUGAAUGAGCAUCCAAAGGCAGAAGUGGAAUAUUAUUUCCGACAUUGCUAGAUGUAGCUUGAAACAGCUUCAAUGGUCUAUAAGGUGGUGGCGCUUAGUAUGGAUCAGCUUCUGUUAAGGUCUGCAGAGGUUUUAAAAAGAUUUAAGAUUUAUAAGAACCCAUAAAUCUUUCAUUGUUCCUGUGGUUUAAAAUCUCUUUAAUCACACAUAUGAGAAAGUGAGUUUUUUUUUUUUUUUUCCUUCCAUCUGUAACAAUGCCCCCUCCUCCAACUAUUGCUGCACACUGCUGGUCAGGAAGCUGGAAAAAAAAAAGGAAAGGCCAGUGCGUUUUUUCUCAUAUUUCCAGAAAAGACUAAUUUGACUUCUUCCCGUCAGUAUGUCGACUCCUUUCAUUACUUUGUCUUCUAAUGUGAGAAAAAAUAUUGAGCUUUUGACAGAUGCAAUUUAGUAUCUUGCAGAUUUACGCAUUUCUGCAAAAUCUAUGCUGUUACAGAUUUUCAGGCAAUUAUAGCGUUUAACUUGGCACCCAUGCAUUUCUGAAUGUACAGGUCUUUUGAGCAUCGAGGGUUAUGUUUAGGGGGAGAAAAGAAAAGUACAGGUAAUAUAUUUAAGUUUUAAAAUGAGCACAGUUCAUGAGGUUGUGUUACGUAAAGCCAAUAUUUGACAUUGUAUUUUUAACGGGACAGUGUAUAAGGAAAUGUUUGCCUGUAAACUGAAAAAUCUUAGUUUUCGAUUUCAUCUCAUGUUUGUUCAUACAUUGCUUUUUGAAUGCGUUUUUUUUCUUUUUAAAUAAAAGAGAUCUGAUUGGGAUUUAAGCUGUGACAAAACUACAGAUGCCUGAAUGUAGUUACUGCAAUUGAAAGGAAAUUCUCAAAAAUUUAGUUUUCGGUCUAACAGUUCUGAUAUGUUUAAGUAACAAAAUAAAGAUUCUUAAAUACACCGUCAGCUUCUUCAUUAUGAAAAAGUGCAUACAAGGAUUACCUGGAAAACAGGAAUUUGUGAGUAUUUCACACUUUAGGAUAUUAGUUUGUACAGUGGGAGCAUAAAUCAGAAGCACUCAAGUCAAAUGCCAGGUUAUGUUUCCUUAAGUUGAGUUUUAGUCAUUUUAGAUUUCAUGUAGCUCUUUAACAUGCAGAUACCCCGUCAAUACUGUGAUCAAUAAGCUCAACAAGCAAAUUACAUCAUUGCAAGAACCAACAUAUUAUGGAAGAUGUCCUAUUCUACUGCUGAAUUAUUUCACCAACGUAUUUUUUCAUCAAUAUACUUGAAACAAGCUCCUAUUUGCUUGCAAGUUAAUUUUGUGCCAAGAUAUUUGCACUUGAAGCAAAACCUUAAACACCAAAAUAAGAUUUUGUGUUUUUGCAGCGAUGUGUUCUCCAGAGACUUGCUUAACGACCCAUUAUUUAAAGAAAUAAAUUAUCAGGGAAACGACUCAAACUGUCCUGAUGUAUUAGACCUGCCCACGUUCACCUUUCAUUCAAGCCUGCUUACAGUUGGCAUGUUAAGUUGAAAUAAAAUAAAUAAAACUCGAUUUUUUUAGCUCUUUAUUUUUGUGCAAGUGGUUCAACAAUUAAAGAAUACAACAAAGUGUCAUGUAAACAGUAGCUGAUUAUAUCGAAUGAGAAUUAGUUUAAAUGUGACUGGAGGAGAAUUGUAGAACAUGUACAUUUGAACAAAUGGAAAAUAAAAAAUGUGCCCAGUGCCAUAUAAACAUGUGGUUCAUGACUGAUUUUAUAGGAGAUAAACCUCGUCUGUCCUCUAGGGGGCAGAAUCAUGAGCACAACAGAGCACAAAGAAAGGUGCAAAUAAUGUCAAAAAAAAGUGGCUUUAAAAACUCUGGGUUAAAUAUUUGAUGGGAUAUAAAAGUCAGCACUGACUGGACGCAGAAAGACUAAACUCUGCAUGCACAUCCAAUCUGAACCCAUUUCAGUGCUGCUGGAACAGUAACAGCAGUCACAGGCAACAGGACGACAGGAGUUACACGCCUGCUUUAGAUUUUAAGUGGGUGUCGAUUAAAAGGCAUUUCUGUGUACAAAACAUUACACGAGGAGGAAUCAGACAUUCAGUGCAGUACAAAAAAAAAA
Poecilia latipinna (sailfin molly) is the source of this 4567-nucleotide messenger RNA. Its product is annotated as nuclear distribution protein nudE homolog 1. Gene Ontology annotation, biological process: establishment of mitotic spindle orientation; microtubule nucleation; vesicle transport along microtubule. Bases 204 to 1241 code for a protein of 345 amino acids. NCBI's taxonomy places the organism in Eukaryota, Metazoa, Chordata, Actinopteri, Cyprinodontiformes, Poeciliidae. The record is from RefSeq and is a predicted model, not a curated record. Gene Ontology annotation, molecular function: microtubule binding. The transcript is spliced from 9 exons. Gene Ontology annotation, cellular component: centrosome; kinesin complex; kinetochore.